This is a messenger RNA of Acipenser ruthenus (sterlet), 522 nucleotides long. Its product is annotated as tRNA 2'-phosphotransferase 1-like. The coding region runs from base 1 to 522 and encodes 173 amino acids. The record is from RefSeq and is a predicted model, not a curated record. Gene Ontology annotation, biological process: tRNA splicing, via endonucleolytic cleavage and ligation. Gene Ontology annotation, molecular function: tRNA 2'-phosphotransferase activity. Lineage: Eukaryota; Metazoa; Chordata; Actinopteri; Acipenseriformes; Acipenseridae. The transcript has 5 exons.
AUGGGCUCGGACGGGUUCCUGUGUGUCGAUGACCUCCUCGCUCACCCCCGGUUUCGCUCGUACUCAUUGGACGACGUGCAGAGAGUCGUGGCGACCAAUGACAAGCAGCGCUUCAAGCUCCGCCCACACCCCGAGGACGGACGACUGCAGAUACGAGCCAAUCAGGGGCAUUCUGUGCAGGUGGAGGGGGCUUUUUUUGAAGGGCUAGACUCGCUGGCGCUGACCCCCCUGGACCCCCUCUCUCCCGACACCCCCCCCAGCGCCGUGCACGGCUCCUACCUGCGUCACUGGAGCUCCAUUCGAACCCGCGGCCUGUCCAGGAUGAGUCGAACCCACAUCCACCUGGCGCCCGGCCUGCCCGGGGACAAGAGCGUCAUCAGCGGCAUGAGAGGCGACUGUGAUCUGACCGGGCUGCAGUUCUUCCGCUCGGAUAACGGGGUGAUCCUGACCCCCCGGAGACUCGCUGGGGCUCCUGCACCCCCGAUACUUCAACAGAGCCCUGAAACUGAGAGAGCCAGGUGA